GAUUGGUUAGCAAGCUAUAGCUAAUUAGAAUAGUUAAGCAAGGAUGUCUCUUUCAAAGGCUUUGAGCAGGGUGAAGCCAUACUUGGCUAUGAUUUUGUUACAAGUGGGCUUUGCCGGGAUGUAUAUCAUCUCCUUAGCAUCUCUCAAGCAUGGUAUGAAUCAUUAUGUGCUCGUCGUCUACCGCAAUAUCAUCGCCGCGGCUGUGAUAGCUCCGUUUGCCUUGUGGUUUGAGCGGACCACAAGACCCAAGAUGACAUUUCGAGUACUUCUCAAGAUACUCGCAAUGGGACUAUUAGAGCCAGUGCUAGAUCAAAACUUGUAUUACAUGGGAGCGAAUGCCACCUCAGCCGGUUUCGCUUCGGCAAUGUUCAACAUCCUCCCUGCAAUAACUUUCAUACUCGCCAUCAUUCUUAGGAUUGAGAAGGUGAAAAUGAAAAGUGCAACUAGCCAAGCAAAGCUGGUAGGAACAGUGAUCACGGUAGUUGGUGCCUUAGUAAUGAUUCUUUACAUGGGUCCAACAGUGAAGCUCCCAUGGACCAAGUCAAGUGUCCACCGUAGCACCAGUGCAAACCAAAAUGGUGGUAGCUGGCUUAUAGGCACUUUCUUGUUGUUAGGAAGCUGUGUAUGUUGGUCUGGCUUCUUUAUUGUGCAGUCUAACACAUUGGAAACAUACACUGCUGAGCUUUCUUUAACUACACUGAUAUGCUUGUUUGGUGCCAUGGAAAGCUCUGUUGUAGCUCUAGUCAUGGCAAGAGGUACCAAGCCUUGGUCCAUUGGUUUUGACACAAGGCUCUUCACUGCUGCCUACUCCGGAAUUGUGUGCUCAGGGAUUGCUUAUUAUGUGCAAGGAAUAGUAAUGAAAGAGAGGGGUCCUGUGUUUGUCACUGCUUUUAACCCUAUGUGCAUGAUCAUUACUGCUAUAUUGGGAACUAUCAUUUUAGCCGAAGAGAUCACCUUAGGAAGGGUUAUUGGUGCAAUUAUCAUAGUUAUAGGUCUUUAUGCUCUUUUAUGGGGCAAGAGCAAAGAUCAUGCAUCAAAGGCCAACGAGAUAAAUGAUGAGAAAGGAGGGUUGGUUCAGUUACCAAUUACAACAUCAAGUAAUGUUGGGAAGCUCUAAUUUUCCAUCAAAUAUAAUUUUUAUUUAAUGGAGAAUUAUGAAGUGGAGAUGCUGUGAGAGUAUUAAUUAGAUACGUGUAUGUCUUUUGGACUCUAGAGGAUUCUUAAUGUUUCCACUUAGUCCUCUUUAAUUAAGUAUAGUUUGAUAAUUUGUUAUGAGCAAUCGAAAGAUGUGAUGAGAUAGACAUUCGCAAUCAACUCAUAAAUAAAUUACUAAAAUU
Dioscorea cayenensis subsp. rotundata (Guinea yam) is the source of this 1337-nucleotide messenger RNA. RefSeq names its product WAT1-related protein At1g21890-like. The record is from RefSeq and is a predicted model, not a curated record. The transcript is spliced from 7 exons. NCBI's taxonomy places the organism in Eukaryota, Viridiplantae, Streptophyta, Magnoliopsida, Dioscoreales, Dioscoreaceae. Gene Ontology annotation, molecular function: transmembrane transporter activity. Gene Ontology annotation, cellular component: plasma membrane. The coding region runs from base 44 to 1117 and encodes 357 amino acids.